This is a messenger RNA of Myodes glareolus (Bank vole), 1300 nucleotides long. RefSeq names its product cholinergic receptor nicotinic alpha 9 subunit (gene Chrna9). Gene Ontology annotation, molecular function: acetylcholine-gated monoatomic cation-selective channel activity; transmembrane signaling receptor activity. Gene Ontology annotation, cellular component: postsynaptic membrane. NCBI's taxonomy places the organism in Eukaryota, Metazoa, Chordata, Mammalia, Rodentia, Cricetidae. Gene Ontology annotation, biological process: monoatomic ion transmembrane transport. The record is from RefSeq and is a predicted model, not a curated record.
GACGAGAGAAAUCAGAUUCUGACCGCCUAUCUGUGGAUCCGCCAAACAUGGCAUGAUGCUUACCUCACGUGGGAUCGAGACCAGUAUGACGGGCUAGACUCCAUCAGGAUCCCCAGCGACCUCGUGUGGAGACCUGACAUUGUCCUGUACAACAAGGCUGACGAUGAGUCUUCAGAACCCGUGAACACCAAUGUGGUCCUGCGGUACGAUGGCCUCAUCACCUGGGAUUCACCAGCCAUCACCAAAAGCUCCUGUGUGGUCGAUGUCACCUACUUCCCCUUCGACAGCCAGCAGUGUAACCUGACCUUUGGUUCCUGGACCUACAACGGCAACCAGGUGGACCUAUUCAAUGCCCUGGACAGCGGUGACCUCUCUGACUUCAUUGAGGAUGUGGAAUGGGAGGUCCACGGCAUGCCUGCUGUGAAGAACGUCAUCUCCUAUGGCUGCUGCUCGGAGCCGUACCCAGACGUGACCUUCACCCUGCUCCUGAAGAGGAGGUCCUCCUUCUACAUCGUCAACCUCCUCAUCCCCUGCGUCCUCAUAUCGUUCCUCGCUCCCUUGAGCUUUUAUCUCCCAGCAGCCUCGGGGGAGAAGGUCUCUCUGGGAGUGACCAUCCUCUUGGCUAUGACGGUAUUUCAGCUAAUGGUGGCAGAGAUCAUGCCGGCCUCAGAAAACGUGCCUCUGAUAGGUAAAUACUACAUUGCCACCAUGGCCCUGAUCACGGCCUCCACGGCCCUUACCAUCAUGGUGAUGAACAUCCACUUCUGCGGGGCUGAGGCCCGGCCAGUGCCUCGUUGGGCCAAGGUGGUCAUCCUGAAAUACAUGUCCAGGAUCUUGUUUGUCUACGAUGUGGGUGAGAGCUGCCUCAGCCCCCAUCAGAGCCAGGAGGCGGAACCACUCACGAAGGUUUAUAGCACACUCCCAGGGUCCAACCUGAAAACAUCCAGAAACAAAGGCCUUUCCAGAAAGAAGGAAAUGAACAAACUCUUAAAGAAUGACCUGGGGUGCCAGGGCGGGAGCCCCCAGAAUACCAACGGUUCCUGUGCACGCUAUGAAGUGCUGACAAGAAACAUCGAGUACAUUGCCAAGUGCCUCAGAGACCACAAAGCCACCAACUCCAAGGGCAGCGAGUGGAAGAAAGUCGCCAAAGUCAUAGACCGGUUCUUCAUGUGGAUUUUUUUUGUUAUGGUGUUUGUCAUGACCAUUUUGAUCAUAGCAAGGGCAGAUUAGGAAAAAAGAGGAGUGGGCAGGUUGGCAUUGGAUAUUUGAGAAAAACAUCAAUAAAAUGCCCCUGUGACCU